This is a messenger RNA of Phragmites australis (common reed), 497 nucleotides long. RefSeq lists its product as uncharacterized. The transcript has a single exon. NCBI's taxonomy places the organism in Eukaryota, Viridiplantae, Streptophyta, Magnoliopsida, Poales, Poaceae. The record is from RefSeq and is a predicted model, not a curated record. The coding region runs from base 140 to 397 and encodes 85 amino acids.
CACAACAAAGGCACCUCAGCAACUCCUCUCCAUAAAUACUACGCAGAGCCGUAGCUCCAGAGACCGUGCCACGGUGCGAGCAAGAAGGUCAAACGCAGGAUCGUCUGGGGCUGGGAGCUAGCCGAGGAAAAGAUCGAUCAUGGGGCUGGGAUUGGGUUGCUUCGGUGGCCCCGCCGGAAGAAAGGUGUCUCCUGCCGCAAAGCAAUUGGGAGGAGGUCUAGAAGCGAAGCAGCAGCAGGUGGCAAAAGAGGAGGCGUCAGGUGGUGUCGUCGAAGAGAAGAAGAUGGGAGGUGAGCCGGCCAAUGUUGCAGCAGGGAGGAAGGAGAAGAAGAGGGAUCGGAAGGCUCCCAUCGUCAUGCCUCAGUUCCCCUUCCAUUCUCGCCCCGGAUUGCUGUAAUUGGUUCUUCAUUCUGAGGAGAGCUAGUAGUCCAGUAGUAUGUAAGAUUAUCUCUUGUUCCUUGGAUGAUCAGCGGUGCAAUUAAUUAGUUCUUUGAUCU